CAUUACAUCACGCCUGGGACCAAUUCCAAGGCGAGGAGGGACUACUAGACUGUCAAAACCUUCCACCACAAUAACAACCACAGCGACCAGCGAUUAAUAACCACAUCCAACCAACUUUCACCAGCCUCCUCCCUUCCCCUUUAACUCAGAAUGGACCAGAGAGAAGUGACGAAGAAGAGGAAGAAGAAAUGGAGAGGAAAUGAAGAGGAGGAGGGUGAGCGAAGACAUGAAGAGGAAGAAGAUUUGCAGUGGGUAAGAAAACAGAGAAGUGAAGAAGGAAUAGAAAGAGAGAGAAGAGGAAGAGGAGACAGAAGACAGAGAAGAAGAGAAGGAAAAGAAAGAGGAGGAAAAGAAAGGGAGAAUGAACAAGGAAGACUGAAAGAAGGAAGAUAUGAAAGAGAAAUAUUCAAUGACCACAGAAAAGGAAAAGAAAUUCGAGUGAGAGGAGAACGAGAAAGGGAGGAAGAAGGACAUGAGGAAGAGGAAAGAAGAUAUGAAAGAGAGAACUCCUCCGACCACAUUCCUUAUCACCCUUCAGUCGCACCUUACCUAAAAUGGAAGGUGUUUGUGAGAGGGAGUGAGAGCGUGCUGGGGGGGAGAGGCGUGAGGGAGGAGGAAGGGAGAGAGGAACACCCCUUCACAUCAACACUGGAUGGAGAGGAAACGAGGAAUUUUUAUGAGAGACUUACCAGACAGACAGACAGGCAGAGAGACAGAGAUACAGACACACAGAGAGAUAGUGAAACAGAGGAAGAUAGUGACACAGAUAGGGAUAGUGAAAGCCACAGAAACACAGACAGACACACAGAAAGAGGCAGAAACAAAGAUAGGGACAAACAGGAGGAAACAAACAGAUACAGAGAAGGAGAAACAAACAUAAACACAGAUAAUAACAGGCAGAGAGAAAGACACAGACACUCUCCAACAAACAGACAGAGAAAAGGAUGCACAGACACCCAUACAGACACACAGAAAUCACCACCCAACACCCACACACCCACAUACACCCCCACACCCCACGACAUCCACACGGCCUUACGCUUCGCCGAGAACAACGACGUCACCAACUUAACUGCAAUGCUCGACCAAGGCAUGAGCGUCAACACAAAGGAUGUAUAUGGAUGGACACUUCUGAUGGUGGCGGCCUGUGCUGGGGCGGUGGAUGUCGUGCGGAUGCUACUGGACCGCAAGGCACGAACUGGGUUUAGGGAUGGGAAGGGAAACACCGCACUCUACCUGGCAACCAUUAAGGGCCAUAGGAGGGUGACGGAGAUGCUCGUAAAGGCAAAUAAACGCAAGAUACCGGAAAUAGUGGACGAGAGAGAGCGAAACGCCGAAGGGACGUCGUCGGAAACUGUAGAAGACGAGGAAUAUUUCUGCGACACUUGCGAGGUCACGGUUAAGAAACGGGAGAGCACGAAACACAAGGCAUCCAUCGUGCACCAGUUUAAGGCAGACUCAGGACCCGUUCGCACACAUUACGGCAUCCCACCGACCAACCGCGGAUACCAGCUUCUCGUGGGGCAGGGCUGGGACACGGAGGGCGGCUUGGGCUCGGAGAAACAGGGGCAGAAGUUCCCUGUUAAGACUGUACUGAAGAGGGACAGAGAAGGGUUAGGGGCCGAAGGGGAGGCAAAAGCGAAGGCUAGGGUGACGCACUUUGGUCCAGGGGAUGUGACGGCUGUUAAGAGGGGUAAGGAGGGGGAUGCGAGGGUGGAGAGGGCGACGACACUGAGUAAGAGGGAGAUGAGGAGGAGGAAGGAGAGGGAGCAGGAGGAGGAGGUGAGGUUACGGAGGAUGCUAAAUGAACCUGAUUAUUGAUUUUCUUUUUACAUCAAAGGAAGCAACUCAAGGGAAAAAAAAUAAAAUAAUGAAAAAAGCCCACUAACCACUGCCCCAUGUUCUCUCCUUCUCUUUCUCUCUCUAUCAUUUAUCCCUGUCAUCUAGGAAUCAUUAUUAACCAUAUAUUCAUUAAUUUGGGAAGGAGAGAGAGCACGAGGAGGAGGUGAGGUUACAGAGGAUGCAAAAUGAAUGUAAUUAUUAAUGCUUUUCCUCCCUCUCUCUCUUUCUCUCAUUUUUCUAUUUAUUUGUCACCUGAAAAUCAUCAUUAACUAUGUAUUCAUAAACUUAGGUAUAAAGUAAAUUGCACAUUAUACAAAAAAUAAUAACUGCUCUGCUGAUGUUAUAAAAUUAUGUGUGUAAUUAACUGAGUAUAAACUAGCUUAUUAAUAAAGAGUUAGUGUUAAACAUCA
This is a messenger RNA of Eriocheir sinensis (Chinese mitten crab), 2252 nucleotides long. RefSeq lists its product as uncharacterized. The record is from RefSeq and is a predicted model, not a curated record. The transcript has 2 exons. NCBI's taxonomy places the organism in Eukaryota, Metazoa, Arthropoda, Malacostraca, Decapoda, Varunidae. Gene Ontology annotation, molecular function: nucleic acid binding; protein binding. The coding region runs from base 151 to 1821 and encodes 556 amino acids.